CCAACGCCGAACACCAUCUUGACCGUGCGGCAAAACUGAUGCUGAUCCGCCAGGGAGCUAAGCGAAUCCGAAACCAGGUGCUUACGGUCACUUCCUGUCGUGAGUCUGCGACAGUUGAAGAUGUCGGUGAAGAUUUCGGAGCGGAGUCGAGAGAAUUCUGAAAUGUGGUUCGCAAAUCAGGAACUGGCGGUGUGUGUGGACUCGCUGCGAGGGAAGGGUGUCCGAGGAUCUGCGCAGAAGCGGGAGGUGAUCUGGAGGGCUGUUUCGUACUGGACCCUGGGCCCCGACACCGGCGGAUCCGGGAUCGCGGGCGCGGUGUCGACGGCCGACUGGCGAUGUCUAGAAUCCGACAGACAGGCAUACCCCCUCGACGACAUCGGAUUUGUGCGUCCAGACGGCCUACAUUCGUCGCUUCUUGCUUGCUCAGUUUUUCGAUGUUGUCGUGUUCCCCGUCCACCGAGGUUCUACAUAAGCUCGCAAUCAUAGCGGCAUUCGUCUCCGAAGCCCCCAGCUUUUUGCCCAUCAACCUUUUGAGCCGUAGAUCGACCGACCGUGUUCCCUUCCGUUUCGGCCUCUGGAAUCUGGAUUGAAGUGGAUCGAAAUGGCUUACGUGAUCGUGGCAUAGUUAACUUUGCGGUGCUUGAACUUCGAUUCUGCCACGCGAAAAGCUCCAACGUCUGACACUCAACUGUCUCCUGUCAGAAAUUCUUGAGAGGUGAAGAUCGUUAUCGUCAGGCCGUGCACGAAUGGGACUUGCGAGAGAGGUCCAUAGGACUAUGUAAGGUGGAAUUCAAGAGCACAGAGACUUUGUAGUAUGCCUGUCAGGAUUGUCAUCGUGAGACAGUGAGCUGUAGUAGGUCUCCAAAAUCUUUUACUGCCUAUUUUCGUCGUGACUGAUAGCCAAGCUCUGAAGAUUUCAAUUCAACGGAACCAUGUGAACUAACUGCUGAUCCAUCGACAGAACCAGGGAACAUGCGACCGAAUUGUGGACCGCGUUGUGAUAACGUGAUGAAGGCGAAGAUCAUACCGCAGGAGUGCGACGUCCGUCACGUGCUUUGGCAUAGAUCACUGCUUCUGUGCGCUUUGUAAACCUCGCUACAGUAACCUCCAAGGGCUGGCGCUUAGUAAUAUAUGUGUCAUUAUCUCGCUAGGUAUCGGAGACGUGUGCGCUGCGGUUGAAAUCUUUGUGGAACUCUUAAGGGAUUGAACUGUUCGCCGACGGGAAUUGCACCAUUUUGGUUGUAUACACACCGGCGUGAUUUUUGAAGCACAUAGUGAACUUAGGGUAGUCCGAGGUCGUGCUCAUGGCUCUAGCUCUAACGGGCUUUAGGAAGAUCAAAAUUCAUACUUCGACUGGUCGUGGAGAGGAAAGUCAAAGGUGGUAGAUUGGCCAAGAAAUAGCUUUGCCACUCGUUAUCAGUUCAGUCGAAUCAAAUCCCCUUGAAUCUUAAAAGAAAGGAAACACUACUUUCAUGGACGAGGAUUACUCUUGUUGUGGACUAAUCCGGUUCAAAAAGAAAUGUUCAGCGCGGGAUGUUAAGCCCUCAUCGAAGCCGAUCGUCAAAAGAAUCUCUAAAGAGCAUUUGCUUCGCUAUGAAGCCGAGGAGAUUGAGAAGGCUGCUGUGAAGCUAAAGACAAGCCGACAGGCUACCAAAUCUGCCCCUCUCAAUCUCUAUAACCCGCCGCUUAAAGUGACCGUCGGAAAUGAUCAUGUUGUUGAAAGGAAAACUACCUUUAAAGAGCUCCAAGAAGCGAUGAAACGAGCCCGUAAUGCACAAGCGCCGCUUCUGAGCCGAGAAAGCGUGAAGGAGACUUCUCAUGAAUUUCGAUCCAGGGACGCGGAUGGCAACAAAAUGGUGAACGAAUAUGUGUGGAAGUGCAAGAUUGGAGCUGGAAGCUAUGGCAAAGUGGUUUUGUACCAGAGUAAGAAAGACGAGAAGCUGUAUGCUAUCAAGGUCUUUCACAAGUCUCGUCUGCGCAAAGUGCGGGUUUCCCCCUCGGAAACUGCUAUGACAGAUGUGCUUCGAGAGGUGUCUAUAAUGAAGCGGCUCGAUCACCCCAACAUUGUAAAGCUUUUUGAGGUUAUUGAUGAUCCGCAUAGUGAUAACAUAUAUUUGGUGCUGAGUUACGUUGAGGGCAACCGGAUUUUUGAAGGCAGCGGACCUCCUGGGGGUAUUGGCGAAGCACUUGCCCGGAAAUAUUUUCGAGAUGUUGUUGCAGGCCUUUCAUAUCUUCAUAGCCAUAACAUCAUCCACGGUGACAUAAAACCUGAAAAUCUUCUCCUAAGUGGAGAUGGUUCUAUCAAAAUAUGCGAUUUUGGUGUCAGUCGGAUGUUUGAGGGGGAUGACACUGUAAGGCGAACCCCUGGGACUCCAAUACAUACAGCUCCUGAAUGUUUCUCAGGAUCGUGUUACCACGGACGCCCAGCAGACGUCUGGGCUUUGGGUUGCACGCUAUACUGCAUGGUGUUUGGCCGCUACCCGUUCGUGGGGGAUACCACAUAUCCGUCUAUCUAUGAUGAGAUUGUGAACAAGCCCUUGUUCAUCCCAGAGGGCACGAACCCGGAUCUAGCUGAUUUGCUACAAGGUCUUCUGUGCAAAGGCAAAUGUGCGGAUCCGACUUCCAAUAACGGUCGUGUCUACUCACCCAUGGCUCAAUCAUGGCUACGGACAAGUUCAAUCGACCUGUUACAAGACGGCGUACGAACUCCAGCAUCCUUACCCUGCGACAGGACCUUCAUUUGUAAACGGGAACGUCGAGUUAGAAAAUCUGGUUUGACAAAAGUACAAAAAACUCAAACAUCCUGCGAAGGUGAUGAAGAAGCAACGGCUAAAUCCCAAACGGUACAUGUGGGUGUGUGUGUGUACAUAUAUAUAUAUAUAUAUAGAUAUAUAUUAUAUCUUUGUUAGUAGCUUGUUUUCUGGAAGUUCUCUCUUACGUAUGUAUUUGCCAAGCGUUCCUAGGCCAGUAGUUUACGCUUCCCUAUCUUAGCACGUGGCCUCAGCUUGUGAUUGCGGAGGCAGUAUCAGUUUUCAUCUUUAUUAUCAGUAAUUUGGAGUGUCAGUUAUUCGAGUUCUAGUAGGCAGUUAGUGAGUCAUGCAUGUAAUCAAAAAAAUGAAAAAAGAAGAAAUGAAAUCCUGUACAGAAAA
Messenger RNA from Physcomitrium patens, 3149 nucleotides. NCBI's taxonomy places the organism in Eukaryota, Viridiplantae, Streptophyta, Bryopsida, Funariales, Funariaceae. The record is from RefSeq and is a predicted model, not a curated record.